AAUUUUGUUAACAAACAAUUUUCGUUGCGAAUUGUUGGCAAUCGGCAUUCGGCAUAAUUCGAAAAGACACAGUGAUUCGGUUGCGCUAAUCUUUUUAAAAUGAUUUCAUGCUUAAUUUUAUGUUUAUUUGUCGGAUUUUCUUUUGGGUUUACUGAUAAAGGAUCACCACCACAAUGGAGUGAUGUAUAUGCUGUAAAAGGACUCUUAAACAUCCCUUAUGCAGAACUACAUGAGCCAUUCUAUGCCUGGUACGAUAGAAAAAAUGCUAAAUCCCGUAUUGAUUACUAUGGCGCAAUGGUUAAGACAUACCAGUUCGAGGCCAAUGUGUUCCCGAAGUUCGGUACAUCGAUAAAGAUAGCACCAAUCACAACGGAGCAUGUCCUGAAUCAAGAAACAUGUCUCCAAGUGAAUGGCACUGAGGACAGCAGUAUCAGUAUUCAGUCUGUGCUACCUGACAUGUCCGACUUCAAGUAUGUUGGUUCAGAGACAAUGCAGGAUUCGGACACGUCCAAAUGGCGUAUGGUGAUGACGGUGGGUGAUAAAGUCAAUAAGUAUACGAUGUGGGUGAAGUACAGGAAGAGUUUACGGGGUGAUCCCAUACCGAUACCAGUGAGGUAUGAAAUGAAAGGAUACAAUACGCUCCUUGGUUCCCACUACGACCACUAUUACAUCGACUAUGCCGAAUACUGUGUUGACGAAAUUGACCAAAAUGUUUUCGAGGUCGAUCCAAAAAUGAAAUGUACUUCUUUCCCCGGUCCCGGAUCCCGACACUACGCCACGUUUAAUCCUAUGAAGGAGUUUGUUCAUCCCGUUCACAACGCGCAUAUUGAUGAUGAGUUUGACAGAUUUCUGAUGAAGCACAACAAACAAUACUCCUCACACAUAGAAGAGGCUAAACGACUUAACAUUUUCCGUCAAAAUCUCAGAUACAUUCACUCUAAUAAUCGUGCGCGUCGCGGGUUUACGAUGUCUGUGAAUCACCUCGCCGAUCGAACUGAUGAUGAACUGGCUGCUCUACGUGGAAGGAAAUAUAGUGGACCAAACACGGGUCUACCCUUUCCCUACAGUAAAUCUAUAAUUGAAGAAAUGAGUGUGAAACUCCCCCCAGAGUUCGACUGGAGGCUCUUUGGAGCUGUCACUCCUGUCAAAGAUCAAUCAGUAUGUGGUUCGUGCUGGUCCUUCGGAACGGUGGGCGCAGUUGAAGGAGCCUUAUUCCUUAGCAACGGAGGUCAUUUAGUCCGCCUAAGUCAACAGGCCCUCGUGGAUUGUUCUUGGGGUUUCGGCAACAAUGGUUGUGAUGGUGGCGAAGACUUCCGCGCUUACCAGUGGAUCAUGAAGCAUGGCCUACCCACCGAAGAAGACUAUGGAGGCUAUUUGGGACAGGAUGGUUACUGCCACAUUGACAACGUCACACUGGUGACGUCAAUGAAAGGCUGGGUUAAUGUCACUGUAAAGGACGAGAAGGCUCUCAUGCUGGCUUUAUUCAAACACGGCCCGAUCUCAGUUGCAAUUGACGCCAGCCACAAAAGCUUCAGCUUUUACUCCAAUGGCGUCUACUAUGAACCUAAAUGCAAAAACAAAGUGGAGGAACUAGAUCAUGCCGUCCUCGCAGUGGGGUAUGGAGUGCUAAACGGCCAAAAAUACUGGCUGGUUAAGAAUUCUUGGUCCAAUAUGUGGGGCAACGAUGGUUACGUACUUAUGUCUAUGAAGGACGAUAACUGUGGGGUCCAGGCGGCUCCCACUUAUGUUCUUAUGUAGAGACCAAACUUCAUGUUCCCAUAGUUUGGUCUGUGAGACGAGGGCUAUGAAUAAAUUUAUGGGUUUAAAGUUUUUAGCUACUUUCAAGUCGCCAGCGUAUAUUUUAUAUUAUUCUCAGAUGAUAUUUUUAACGCGAAUAAUAUAUGUCACCGUAAAAUUGUAAAUAUCGUUAGUUUGUAAUCUAUCUCGCGAGAUUGUGAACUGUCGAAAGAUUGUGAAACCUGAUAUAUUACAAUUAUAUAGAAGUCAAACCGUCAAAUUACAAUCUUAAAACUGUCAAAUUGUCAACUUUCCGAAGGCUGUCCCUGAUUGGUCGGCUUUAUAGUAGACCUUAGAACAAACAAAUAUGGUGGCGCGGGCAUAUGCCGUUCAACCAAUCAGCGUGCGAGUUGCGUUCCGUUUCACAAUUUGACGGUGUCACUUCGAUAUAUUACAAUCUACCGAAUAAUACGUGAAAUUGUAAGCAGUACGUGGAGGUUCACAAUCUUCCCAGAUUGAUUACAAUCUAACGGUAUUUAAAAUUUUACGGUGACGUAUACAAUAAAAACAUUGACGCGUGUAAUGUAUGUAAAUAUAAUUUGUUGAAAUUGGAAAAAAAAUUGUAGGUUUUGAAUUGGUCUCACAGAUCGAAACUUCUAAAAUUUAGUACAACAUUAAUUAGUACUCAUUUGAAUCUCAACUCAUGUCACUAGGAGAUUAAAACACAUACACGGAAUAGAUAAAGUAUAAGGAGUGCCGCAAGCGGGCUGCAAGCGGGCCGCAAGUACACAACAUGGCCAUUUUUAGUACAAUAUCGACUAAACGCCCUUCUAACAUAUUUAUCUAUUACUCGUAAACGUACCUAACAUCAAGUAUAUAUGGAAUGAUGAACGCUUGUGACAGCUAAUAAUAUUCUUUAUGGUAUAGUACUAACCGUAACCUUUUCUAAUUAUUAAAAUGUUAUAGAAUUAUUAUAUUAAUAAAUCAGAUUAAAUUACAUAGUUAUUGCAAGUUUCCUUUUUGUCACCAAUUGACGCAUAUAUCCUCUUACUUGUAGUAAUGGGUAUGAAUAGUAAAAAGGCAUUCAUAUUUUUGCACCAUGUAAAUUAAUUUUUCGUCUGAAGCCAUCGCGAUUAACGCUGACACAAGCGAACUUCAGACUGAUGACGCCUAGGUUUGCUAUUGGGCGCGUGGAUUAGCGAGAAUGCGCGCGCACCAAUGAGCGUUGGUCACGAAGAAUGCGUGCGUCUUUUUGAAAUCAGAAGGAAUGUGUACGUUACACUGUGGAGUUAAGGUUGAAUUUGUUAUGUUCCGUUUUGGAUAAACGUAUGCGAUGCGCUUCGACUCUGGUAGAAUACAUUGACCUUUAGGGUCCUUCAAGGUAAAAGCAUAUCAAUUCCUAAUAGGCAACGUACUUGCGACACAUCUGCCAGUGUGAGCGUCCAUGAUGGCAUCACUUAGAUAUGAUCCUUCUUUUGUUUUGUUCUAUUUUCAAAAAAAUUUAUGUUUACAACUUGACCACUCUACAUAUCUUUUAGUCUAGUUUCGUGGACGACUCCAAUUGAAAAUUUAUAACUAAAUUUUUAGUUCACUUUUACUUUGCAUAUCUGUUAUUAAAAUAAUAAUGCUAUAAUUCUGUCUACAUUACUUUGUAUAAGCCAGAUGAUUAAGUAGCAGUCUUUAGCAGUAAAUAAAAUUAAAUAAAUUCAAAGUUUAAAAAUGGAAUCUAACACAGUUUAUGUGUCUGUCUUACCACGCUUUGGAUCGCUAUAUUAUAGGUCUGGUGAAAGAUAAAAGUUAGUAUGUAUAAGAGAAAUAAACGAAUUAUAUAUAA
This is a messenger RNA of Pieris brassicae (large cabbage white), 3571 nucleotides long. It is a transcript of the gene 26-29-p, whose product is annotated as digestive cysteine proteinase 1. The transcript is spliced from 15 exons. Gene Ontology annotation, molecular function: cysteine-type endopeptidase activity. The record is from RefSeq and is a predicted model, not a curated record. The coding region runs from base 100 to 1758 and encodes 552 amino acids. Gene Ontology annotation, biological process: immune response. Gene Ontology annotation, cellular component: lysosome. Lineage: Eukaryota; Metazoa; Arthropoda; Insecta; Lepidoptera; Pieridae.